This is a messenger RNA of Daphnia pulicaria, 499 nucleotides long. It is a transcript of the gene RpL36, whose product is annotated as 60S ribosomal protein L36-like. Gene Ontology annotation, molecular function: structural constituent of ribosome. The record is from RefSeq and is a predicted model, not a curated record. Bases 102 to 458 code for a protein of 118 amino acids. Gene Ontology annotation, biological process: cytoplasmic translation. Gene Ontology annotation, cellular component: cytosolic large ribosomal subunit; ribosome. The transcript is spliced from 4 exons. NCBI's taxonomy places the organism in Eukaryota, Metazoa, Arthropoda, Branchiopoda, Diplostraca, Daphniidae.
UGCACCGAAAAAGCGUACCCGAGGAAAGCUCAUUUGGCAUCAAAGCAGAGCGAGUUCCUUUCAUUUCUUUCUCGUUGAAGUUAGACGAGAAACAUCAAAAAAUGUCGGCGAAGGAAGCUCCAAAGGUCCAGACGCCCAGCAAGAAGCGUCCUCGCUAUGAUUUGGCUGUUGGUUUGAAGAAGGGUUUCAAGACUACCAAGAACCCCCAGAAGCCGAGGCCUUCUCGCAGGAAGGGUAAACUCACCAAACACACCAAGUUUAUUCGUGACAUCGUCAAAGAGGUUGCUGGUCAUGCACCUUAUGAGAAGAGAGCUAUGGAAUUGCUCAAGAUCUCAAAGGAUAAGCGAGCCUUGAAGUUCUUGAAGAGACGAUUGGGAACUCACUUGAGGGCCAAGAGGAAGCGUGAAGAAUUGGGCAAUGUUCUCACCCAGAUGAGGAAAGCCCAAGCCGCCAAGUAAACUGUGUAAUGUGUAAAACAAUACAUAGGCUUGCAUUGUCA